UGCUGCACACACCCUUUGUAACACACUGCGCCUUUUUUUCCUAAGGAAGACAUCUGCGCGCGUCUGUCCGCUUUUCCUUAAACAUGGAUCGGAACUGAUACUGUCACGCGGACGUUUUCCACUUACGAUGGCCCCGCUUGGACGAAACUUUCUCAAGGCGCGAUUGAAAAACAGGUCUAAGGAUGCAGAGGAGACCCCUGGGAAGGAAAUCCAGGUUCUUGUAUUCCAGGAAGAGAAGGUUGUCUGUGGCGUCACCAAGCACACAACUUGUGCUGAUGUGGUUCAGGCUCUGCUGGAAGAUCAUAAGAACAUACCAGAGAGUAAGAGGACCCUACAUGGGGAAGCCAAGGAGUUCUGCCUCCUGGAGCGCUGGAAGGGCUUUGAGAGGGCUCUACCCCCUCUCACCCGUAUCCUCCGACUAUGGAACGCAUGGGGUGACGAGAGGCCCUUUAUUCGCUUCGUCUUGGUGAAGGCCAGCAAGUUCAUGCCCUCCUCCACGGGAGCAAAGAGGACGCUGAAGUCCCGGGUGGUGAAGUCGAAGCGAUGGGAGCAAGGCCCCGCCCACUGCUCCAAGACCCUUGCUGUCGAGCGUCAGAAGAAGAUGGUGAAGAAGGCUUUCCGCAAACUGGAGAAGAUGCAGAAAGGAGGAACGUCUGAGGGCUCGGAGGAGAUUGACAGGAUGGUGCGGCUGAUCAUCUCACAGGACCACACCAUCCGGCAGCAGAUCUACCACAUGAGGGAACUGGAUCUGGAGCUUGAGCAUAUGGAGCAGCAGUUUAGGGAGAACCCCGACCCGUGCUCCAGCACAGCCAAGAGCUCCAGCAGCCUCCUGCUCUCCACGUCUGUGUCCCAGGGUGAGGAGCAGCUGCAGGAGUACCUGUAUGCCAGCAGUGGCAUCACACAGCUGGAGCUGCAGGUGCGCAGGCAUCAGGAACUCAUCGAUGAGCUGUCUAGAGACAUUGACCUGGAGCUGAAAAGAAACUCCUGGACCCCGGACUCCGGGGAGCUAGAGGGUGCGGCGGCUGCAGGUCUCACCUUGGAUCUGGAAUCCACGUCUUCCUUGUCUUCCGUGGAUGCUUCGGGGAUGGAGGGCUUGCGCAGUGAGCUGGAUCUGAGCAUGAGAACAGGGUUAUUGCUGUACGCCCAAAGCCAGGACCUGGAGCGAGAGCUGCAGUGGAACAACACUUUAAUGCAGUCCAGGAACCAGGAGUACCAGCACCUCAUGGCCCAGCUGGGUUCCCUGCAGCUUGGGGACUGCCCUGAGCCAGCCAGCCCUACAAAUCUCUCCCUGAAGAACUCAACGAGGGUAGGUGUGUCCCAGCAGGCAACAGGGAAGCUCAGGCAGAACCUGUCCCCUACUGAUGUCACAGACACAGACUCAGACACUGGCAUUAGCUCCACUCACAGUCAGGAUUCGCUGUCCCCCUGUGUGGACAGACAACUCCCCCUGGACAGUGAUGUCUAAACUGUCUAAAAACUUGUGCGUUUAGGCAGCUUGGUGAACUAAAUUCCUAAAUUCAUUUGUCAUGCCUUGGAUUUUGAGCUACCAGCUAAGAAGAACUUCACUUCUCAACAGCACUUCUCUGACUUCUCUGCUAAGAUAUUAGCGCAGGACUGUGAUGCAGUGUGCAUUAUGAAGCAGUAAAAGAAAUUAACAUUAUUUCAUGUAUUCUUGUGAACUGCUACUUUGUCAUCCAGUGAUAGCUACAGGAUCAAACGUUCCCAUGUAACUGCAAUCUGCUACCGAUGCUGUAAAUAUGUUUUACUGCAGUACACUUAAGCUAUUAUCCCCAACCCUCCCAAAUUAGACUCAGUAUGACAAGAAUGAAUCAACAUGCUAUACAAAUCUCUCGUUUGUUCAUUCAUUAUUUUGAACAUGGAGCUGCUGGAUUGUAAGGUCGGUUUUCUUAGACGGUUUGAUCUCCAUAUUCAGCACAAUAUUCAUGCGAAUCUCUUGAACAUUAUUAAUUUUAUCACUCAUUACCAUUUCACAUUGAAUCCAAGUACUUAAGGCCAUGGUGAUACCGAUAAAAUGUGCUUAUCAAAUGAAAGUUUGUUUUAUAUUAAAACAUACAACAGGACAAUUAUAGACCUGAUAAAUGCUUUUUACAUAUGUAGCAUUUCCAUAUUGUGUAGCCAACUUGAUAAGCUAUGAUGUGACACAUAGAUAAUGUGGUGAAAUCUAUGUGAUUAUUGAUACCUUAAAAAAAAUAUAUUGUAUUUAUUACAUGCUAACGUUUUAUUUAAAAUGACCUGCUAUGACACUGUAUGAGACCUUGUACAUUAAAAAUCUA
Molecule: messenger RNA, 2294 nt
Organism: Electrophorus electricus (electric eel)
Lineage: Eukaryota; Metazoa; Chordata; Actinopteri; Gymnotiformes; Gymnotidae
Gene: rassf9
Product: Ras association domain family member 9
Biological process (GO): signal transduction
Source: RefSeq, a predicted model, not a curated record